Messenger RNA from Manacus vitellinus (golden-collared manakin), 1878 nucleotides. RefSeq names its product angiopoietin 1 (gene ANGPT1). Gene Ontology annotation, molecular function: receptor tyrosine kinase binding. Gene Ontology annotation, biological process: Tie signaling pathway; angiogenesis. The transcript has 9 exons. NCBI's taxonomy places the organism in Eukaryota, Metazoa, Chordata, Aves, Passeriformes, Pipridae. The record is from RefSeq and is a predicted model, not a curated record. Bases 289 to 1785 code for a protein of 498 amino acids.
GGAAAGAGACUGGGAUAUGCAUAUGCAGCUGCCUAAAGCAGGCUACAUGCUGGACUGCAACAGAGAGGAAACAAUAAAUCUUAACUACUAUGCAAUAAAUAUUCCCAAUUUUAACUAAGGAAGCUAUCCUCACAGUGAAAUUAAAAAACUAACAGUUUAUCCAAGCCUGAUUUUUAAAGUGCACUGCUCCAGUCCUUUUUCCAAAGGCUUUAAGGGAAAUUAAGAACAAAUUUAAACAAAGAGGAAGAAAAAGUUUUUCUUAAAGCAGGAAAAGAAAGUAAUAAUAACAUGUCAGUUUUCCUUUCCUUUGCUUUCCUGGCAGCGAUUCUUGCUCAUAUAGGCUGUAAUAACCAGCGUCGGGGUCCAGAAGCCAGUGGGAGAAGAUUUAACCGGAUUCAGCACGGGCAGUGCACCUACACUUUCAUCCUGCCAGAACAGGACGGGAACUGUCGUGAAAGCACGACAGACCAGUACAACACAAAUGCUCUUCAGAGAGAUGCUCCUCACGUGGAACAGGAUUUCUCUUCCCAGAAACUGCAACAUCUGGAACAUGUGAUGGAAAAUUACACUCAGUGGCUGCAAAAACUUGAGAACUACAUUGUGGAAAACAUGAAAUCAGAGAUGGUGCAGCUGCAGCAGAAUGCUGUGCAGAAUCACACUGCCACCAUGCUCGAGAUAGGUACCAGCCUCCUCAGCCAGACAGCAGAGCAGACAAGAAAACUUACGGAUGUUGAAACCCAGGUGCUAAAUCAAACAUCCAGACUUGAAAUUCAGCUACUGGAAAAUUCACUGUCAACAUACAAGCUAGAAAAACAACUGCUACAACAGACACAUGAAAUCCUAAAAAUUCACGAGAAAAACAGCUUUCUUGAGCACAGAAUUUUGGAAAUGGAAGAAAGGCACAAAGAGGAGCUGGCCACUUUGAAGGAGGAAAAAGAGAAUCUACAAAGCUUAGUCACACGACAAAGCUACAUAAUCCAGGAACUAGAGAAGCAGUUAAACAAGGCAACAAGCAAUAACAGCGUCCUACAGAAACAGCAACUUGAAUUGAUGGAAACAGUUCACACUCUGAUCACCCUCUGCUCCAAGGAAGGAGUUUUACUAAAGAAUGCAAAAAAGGAAGAAGAAAAGCCUUUCAGAGACUGUGCAGAUGUAUACCAAUCUGGUUUUAACAAAACUGGGGUCUACACUAUUUAUAUUAACAAUGUGUCAGAUCCUAAAAAGGUCUUUUGCAAUAUGGAAAUUGCAGGAGGAGGAUGGACAGUUAUACAACAUCGAGAAGAUGGGAGUGUGGAUUUUCAGAAAAGCUGGAAAGAAUACAAAAUGGGUUUUGGUAGCCCAUCAGGUGAACAUUGGCUGGGAAAUGAAUUUAUCUUUGCAAUAACAAGUCAGAGGCAAUAUUCUCUAAGAAUUGAAUUAAUGGACUGGGAAGGAAACCGAGCAUAUUCACAGUAUGACAGAUUUCACAUAGGAAAUGAAAAACAGAAUUACAGACUUUAUUUGAAAGGUCAUAGUGGAACUGCUGGAAAACAGAGCAGCCUGAUCUUACACGGUGCUGAAUUCAGUACAAAAGAUGCUGACAAUGACAACUGCAUGUGUAAAUGUGCUCUCAUGUUGACUGGAGGGUGGUGGUUUGAUGCCUGUGGACCCUCCAAUCUCAAUGGGAUGUUCUACACAGCUGGACAAAACCACGGAAAGCUCAAUGGCAUCAAGUGGCAUUACUUCAAAGGCCCCAGCUACUCCUUGCGCUCCACCACCAUGAUGAUUCGGCCCUUGGACUUCUAAAGACACUAAACAGUGGGUCCCAGAACCAGCCAGGAUGGCACUGCCCUCAGCAGCAACACUUUACAAUCUGAAGGUAAAAGGUGAAGGACUUCU